AUGUCGAGCGUUGACACCAAAACAAUUCUUGUCAAGCCACGAGAUUCUACAGCUGAUGCAGAUCUUCAACAUCAACCUUCGGCACCUGUUACUUAUAAACUUCGUACAACUGCUAACUGGGUACAAAAACCAUAUAAAAAACGAAAUAUCUGGGAGCGUCUUGCUACGCUCGAUCUUGCCAGUGACAGAUGUUACAUUGUACAACCCCAAAAUCCCAAUCCACCGCCUAAACUUAGUGCUUGGCACGAGCGCGCAUGGUUAGCUAUUAUGAUUGCACCAGCAUUAAUGAUUCAAGCACUUUGGUAUUAUAUGGUACCGGAAAAUAGUUAUUUUCAUACUUGGCAUCCAAUUGUAACAUUGAUAUUCUAUCAUAUAGCUUUUAUUGUUUUCAUUCUGAAUUUAAUUAAACAUCUUACUUAUUACAUGGAUGUAUAUGGUACCUUUGAUGAGCACAAAAGACCACGUGAUUAUGUUGCGGAUAAGGAUGUGUAUCCACUAAUUCGAACUGUUCUACUAUAUACAAUAGUGCGUACGGCUGGCGGUUUAAUUCUAGGUGGCUACAAUCGUUAUGCUCCUCCGUUACUUGGCCAUUCUAUUUCAUGGGCUUUUCCAAUUAAGAUUGGUCUAUGGUUGAUAGCUUUAGAUUUUUUCUUUUAUUUCUAUCAUCGUGCAGUACAUACAUUUCCUUUUCUUUGGAAAUACCAUAGCAAACAUCAUUCGACAAAACAUCCAACACCGCUUCAAUCGAUUCUCGCCGGUGAUAUUCAAGAAGUUAUUGAAAUUGCUUUAAUUCCUCUCGGCGCAUCUUUAGUUAUGCCAUUAUCAGCACAUGAAUUUUGGAUUGCUCAAUGUAUUCUUGUGUAUGUCGAAGGAAUGGGACAUAGUGGCGCACGUGUUUAUUGGACUCAUCCAAUUAUCGGUGAAGUUCUUCGACCAUUUAAAAUGGAAAUUACUAUUGAAGAUCAUGACUUACACCAUCGACUUGGAAAGAGUGGGAGAAACUAUGGUAAACAAUCGAGAAUUUUCGAUCGAAUUUUCAAUACAAUCAGUGAACGUAUUGAAGGCAUAGAAAAAUAG
Messenger RNA from Rotaria socialis, 1077 nucleotides. The record is from the annotation of a GenBank genome assembly. NCBI's taxonomy places the organism in Eukaryota, Metazoa, Rotifera, Eurotatoria, Philodinida, Philodinidae.